Messenger RNA from Penaeus indicus, 3257 nucleotides. RefSeq lists its product as uncharacterized. The transcript is spliced from 12 exons. Lineage: Eukaryota; Metazoa; Arthropoda; Malacostraca; Decapoda; Penaeidae. Bases 65 to 1771 code for a protein of 568 amino acids. Gene Ontology annotation, biological process: protein ubiquitination. Gene Ontology annotation, molecular function: ubiquitin protein ligase activity. The record is from RefSeq and is a predicted model, not a curated record.
GGGCCACAGUUUGCAGUCCCUUCCAAGGUUCGCCUAUAUCUUGACGUUUUCUCCUGAAGACAAAAUGGCGUUCCUGAUUCCUCCUCUUAUUGAAAUCGCGAACAUAACAGCCUUGUCAAUCUUUGGUGCGAAGCUAGUGCAAAAAAUCCCAGAAGUGGUACGUGCCUUUAAAGAAGACGGAGAAGACAAAGUGAGGGACUACGACAAACGCCUCCUCGAUGCACUGGACACAAUUGAAAAGCAGAAGGCGAAUCUAGAGGACAAGAAGAGGGAGGAGCUGAUGGUGGCGAUGAUGAACACGGUGCUCAGACUCCAGGACACAUCGCGGGCGUCUCCAGAGCACAGGCAUGUGAGGGAGGAACUGGCGGCUGAAACGAGGAAGGUUAUUGAACAGACUAUGCCGAAGGAGACAGGCAACGCUUGUUUCAGAGCCCUACAGAAUCGGAUGCAACUCCAAUGCAGCGUCUGCUUGGAAAUAUACGACACCAAGAAGCGGCGCCCUCUUGUCUUCCCACACUGCGGUCACACCUUCUGCCAGGUCUGCCUCGAGAAAAUCAACCGCAAGAAAGUUUUCAGAUGUCCAAUUUGUCGUCAGACUAAAGAUCAACUGGAAAACCUGCGCGUAAACCAUGCUAUCAUGGACCUAUUGAAUCCGGACUCGCCACAAAAAAAUGACGACGAUGGCAGUGGAGGAUAUGACGAUUCAGAUGACGACGACGACGAUGACGAUGACGAUGAAUAUUACAAGAACAAGAAACUUGAAAAGGAAGAUGAUGAUUUGGCAAUUGCAGCCUCAAGGCGGUAUCAGGAGCGUCGGAGUUUACGUUGCAAAGCCUGCAUGAACAAAUAUAACAGGAAGAAUAGAUGCCCUUACAUCAUGUCCGUGUGCGGGCAUACCGUGUGCUGGGACUGCAUAGAGCGGGUGAGCGGCAGGAGGUCGACCACGUGUCCUCUCUGCCACGAGCGAAACGGCGCCCAGGAGGACCAGAAUCUGAACUACUCCGUAUACAUGUUGUUGCAAGAGGAUGAAGACGCGGAAAAGUUUUAUGAAGCAGACAAUCAGAGCUACUUUGAAUACGGAAAGAACUGCUUUGAGUAUGACGAUCUGACCGAGGAUGACUACGGGCGACCUAUUGGAAAGGGCAAGCUGGGAGAGUACGUGGAGGAGGAGGAGGAGGAGGAGGAGGCGGGGGCGGGGGCGGGGCUCGGCAAAUGGGACAGGAGCAAGAAGAAACGCUGGCAGAUGGAGCGAGAGAAGGAAGAUAUAGAUUUCGCCAUCGCUUUGUCAUUGUCGAUACAGGAGGAUCAAGACCGCGAGCAUCAUGCUGAGAGAAGAGAAUUUGAGGGAAGGAGGAGGGAACGAGGAGGAGUGGCAAGGGAGGGAAGAUGGGAGUGGGAAGGAGGGAGGGAGAAACGGAGGGAGGAAGGGAGGGAGUUCGGUAGGGAAAGGAAUGAGGGAUGGAUGGAGGGAAAGAGGGAGGGAGUGAAGGAAAGAAGGAGGGAGGGAGAGAGAGUGAGGCAUGGAAGCUGGGAGAUGGAAAGAGGAGAGAGGGAAGGCAGGAGGGAAAGAAGAGAGAGGGAGGGCAGGAGGGAAGAGUGGAAUGAAGGAGGAACGGAGGGAGUACAUGUACGAAGGAGAGAGGAAGAGAGAAUGAGGCAGGGAAGUUGGGAGUGGGAAAGAGGAAUGGAAGGAAGAGAGAGGGAGCAAAGGAAAGAGAGAAGGAAAGAGGGAAAAAGGGAGAGAGAGAGAGUAAGACGUGAGAAGGAGUGAAGGAGGGAGAAAGGAGCGAGGGAAUGGGCGAGGGAGGAAGGGGGGUAGUGAAAGAAAAGUAAAUGGAGGAAGAGAGAGUGAGGCAUGGAAGAAGAGAGAGAUAGAUAGAUAGAUAGAUAGAGAGAGAGAGAGAGACAAGGAGAUAGGGAAUGAGGGAGGUAGGGAAGGUGAGAGAGUGAGAGUGAGAGCGCGCGCGCGAGAGACUUUGUGUGUGUGUGUGUGAGUGAGAUAGAAGUGGAUAAAGGAGAAUGGAAGAGAGGGAGAGUAAGAGAAGAGGAAAGGAGGGAAGAGGGAGAAAAGGAGAGAAAGGGAGAGCGGCAGAAGGAGAGAAGGAAAGAAGGAGAAAGAGAAAGAGAAAAAAGGAGAAAUGAAGAAGAGAGAACAGGAAAAGCAGAAAUGGAGGGGAUGGAAAGAGGGAGAAGAGGAGAGAAAAGAGAAAAGGAGAGGAGAGAAGAGACUUUUUGACGGAACCAUUUGAGAACCAAGAUCCAUCAGUCGGUUCUCGCUUCUACACUCCGCCUGGCAAGUCCACCGCCGUCUACUUUUAUGUUCCCAUUACUUCAGGAAAUCAAAAACUGUAUAUCAACUAGUAUAUCUGUAUAGCAAAAGCUGUAUAUCAACACGUAUAUCUGUAUAUAUGUAUAUCAAAAGCUGUAUAUCAACACGUAUAUCUGUAUAUCUGUAUAUCAAAAGCUGUACAUCAACACGCCACUAAUGGUAAUUGGAAGUGUUGCACUACCAAAUGCUAAGAUUAUUUUCGUCAUUUCGGAUGUGUUUCUUCUGUAAUUUGAGAUAUUGUCUAUUGUUGUAUAUUUUAUUUUGUUCCAAUUUUGACUAUAACAAUUUUCAUUACCGACGAUCCCUGAUAAUUAACCAGUGAAGUGUGUUUGCUAUGUAGGGAUUCACUAUUAUGCCCUAUUGUAUCUAUCUAUCUAUUAUUAUUAUAUAUAUAUAUAUUUUUUUUACAUGAAUAAUCGUUAUUGUAAACCUAUGUACUGUUAUUACGUUAGUCACCCAGUUAAAGAAUGAGUUUCCAUGUGCAGUCAGAAAAGUAUAUAUCGUCCCCCUCUGCACAAAUUAAUAUGAAUAGGACGAAGUUUUGUGGAAUAGCGAGGCAAGGGAGUUAGCGAUGUAAUCAGGUGUUAACAGAGAGAAGCGUUGUUUCUCAUUGAACACAAGGUAGCGAUAGAUGUUUUUUUUUCUGAUUGUACUUACGAGGUAGUAGACGACGUGUACGUUAUAUAUCUUUGAAUAUGUGUCUGAAUGUAAUAGAAAGAAGUGCAGGUCUCCAGGAUUAACCGAGCGAGGAGAUUCGAGUAAAUUGCUUAUCUUAUCUGGUGAAAGUUGGUUUUCGUUGGGUGAAGACUCCGAUGAUUCCAAUAAUUUUUUUUUGCGCCUUUUUUUUCUUGAUUGUUUUAUCAUGUCUUCCAAAAUACUGUUCGUCUAGAGAAAAUAUGUAUAUUCAUAAUAAAUUUGAUUCUUAUAA